AUGUCGCAGGAUACAGGUUUAUUCAGUAUCAGACGCCCUCGAGAAUCAAUGGCACAGACUCUGGGGAGCGUACAAAACUUCUCCUCCCUGCCCCAACCGUCGUCGGCCUUGAAACGCACUAGUUCGAUGGGAUUCCAAAACCCGCCCUUCACUUCCCAACAUACGCGCUCCAUGUCGCUGAUGAAUUCGGCCAGUCGGCCGCAACAACCUAACUUCCAACGUUCUUCGUCCGGGGGGUUCGGCGCUGAUGCCGGUUUGUCAUCCGUCCGCCGCUCCGUCUCGAGCAACAUAUUCCACGGCGCGAGUGUCAGUCGCCCAAGCUAUGCUCCAGGACCUUUGUCUUCGUCGAACCCAUCGUUGCAGGGCCUUCAGCGGAGGAGCAGCGUCUUUUCGCGACCGUCGGUCGGAGGCGCAAUGGGCCACCAGUCCUUCUUUACGCAGGUCCCUACAGCGGCUGGGGUCCCCAGGGAUCCACGACCCCUCCGAGACCGGUCAUUUCAGGCUCGCAUCGGACAAGAGCUCCUGGAGUAUUUGACCCAUAACAACUUCGAGCUCGAGAUGAAACAUUCCCUGAAUCAAAACGCCCUGCGGUCGCCGACGCAAAAGGAUUUCAACUUUAUCUUCCAGUGGCUAUAUCAUCGCAUCGACCCAGGCUACCGGUUCCAAAAGAGCAUGGAUUCAGAAGUCCCACCAAUCCUCAAGCAACUGCGCUACCCCUACGAAAAAGGCAUCACCAAAUCCCAGAUCGCGGCCGUCGGGGGCCAGAACUGGCCUACGUUCCUCGGCAUGCUGCAUUGGCUGAUGCAGGUGGCCCAGAUGAUGGACCGGUUUAUCUUGGGAGAAUACGACGACGCGUGUGCCGAGCUCGGUGUGGAUGUCUCGGGGGACCGCAUUAUUUUCCGUUUUCUCACGGGCGCCUACCAUGACUGGUUGCAGGGCGGCGAGGACGAGGACGACGAAACCGCCGAGAAACGGUUGGUUCCACACGUCGAAAUGAUGGCCCGGGAAUUUGACAAGGGGAACGAAAAGUACGUCCAGGAACUACAGGCCCUCGAAGCCGAAAAUCGGUCCCUGCGCGAUCAAAUCGAAGAAAUGGAGAAGACUGCCCCCGAUAUUGCCAAACUCGACAAGCACUUCCGCAUCUUAGAGGACGACAAGGGGAAAUUCGAGGACUACAAUCAGAAUGUCCAGGGCAAGAUCGAGAAGUACGAAAAGCGCAUCCAGUUCCUGGAUGACCAACUCAAGAAGACCGAGACGGAACUGCUGGCGGCGGAGGAGGAGCGCUCGGGCUUGCAGGCGAGCGUCGACCAGCAGGGGAUCACGAUCCAGGAUAUUGAUCGGAUGAAUACUGAACGGGAGCGGCUGCAGAAGAGCCUCGACGACACGGUCAGUCGACGGGAAGAGACCGACGCGCGCGUCAUGGCGAAGGAAAAUGAUGCGAGCAAGAAGCUGGAGGAUCUGGAGGAGAUCGUUAAGGCUUACAACACUCUGGGCUACCACACCAGUCUGAUUCCCCGGUCUGCGGUCAAUGCCAAAGGCCAGGACUACGAGCUCAGCCUCAACGUCAACGAAAGCCACUUUUCCGCCUCCCAGAUCGGCGGAGCGCCGAACCGGAUCUCAUCGGAUGGGGAUCGACUGCUGGCAGAGCCAUUCACGGGCUAUCACCCGGCAUAUCUACUAAAUUUGGAUCUACGGGGGGCCGUCCGCAGCAGUCUUCAGGCGCUUCGCAAGGAAAUCAACGAGCGACGGAAGCACGCCAUUGAUGAUGACCUGGAGCGGCGCAACCUCCUGGAUAAUAUCAAGGAGGCGAUGGACGAGAAGCGGAGCGAAGUGCACGCCUUAGAGCACAAGCGACGCGCCGCAGAGGAGGAGUUCGAGCGGACCAAGGAGAUCACCACGACGCAAAAACUCGCCUCGGACGCCCAGAUCGAGAAAAUGGAAAAGGAGUUAGCCAAAAUGCGGGCCACGAUGACCGAGAGUGUGCAGCUGAUGGAACAGCGGGAGAUGAACACGAACAUCGAGUACGAACAACUCACCCUCCGAGCCAAUGCCCUCCGCGAGGAGCUGCACACCAACGUGGAAAGCAUGCUGCACGACGUGAUCCGGUUCAAGGUCCAUAUCCAGAAAGGGCUGGAAGACUAUGAGAAUUUCGUGGUCGACGAAGUGGAGCAGGAGCUGGGGGGCGACGUGCCUAUGGAGGAGGACAACGACCAACCCGGCGAGAGCUGA
Messenger RNA from Aspergillus tanneri, 2229 nucleotides. RefSeq names its product kinetochore-associated Ndc80 complex subunit NDC80 (gene NDC80). Gene Ontology annotation, cellular component: Ndc80 complex. The transcript has 2 exons. Bases 1 to 2229 code for a protein of 742 amino acids. The record is from RefSeq and is a predicted model, not a curated record. Gene Ontology annotation, biological process: attachment of mitotic spindle microtubules to kinetochore. NCBI's taxonomy places the organism in Eukaryota, Fungi, Ascomycota, Eurotiomycetes, Eurotiales, Aspergillaceae.